CAUAAAUGUUAAUAAUACAGUUUUCUCAAGAAAGAAGAAAGAUAUCAGAAAAGUGUCAAAUGAGAAAUUGGCGCUUCCGUAAAUAAAAUUUUCCGAUUAACGGCCGCAACAUAAUUGGCGUGUACAACUGACCUAGUGUAUUCGUUAACUGGGUCGAUCAAUAUUAUACGAGCAAAGGCAGGGGGAGAUGGUUUUCCCAUACGAGAGAGCUGACCACCCUACUUCUCUGUGAGGAGAUGCGCGUGUGGAAAUUGCUUCCAGUGCGCGGCGGAAAAUUCGCCUGCCCCAACCAUGUCGUCGUCUUCGUGCGAGGACGGUAUGAUGGUCGUGAAAGUGCCGGAGGAUCACUACGAUGAGGCAAUUCACCACUUGCGAUGGAACUUCUUCGCGGACGAGCCCCUCAACAAUGCCGUAGGACUUUGUAAGAAGGGGGAGUCUCAGCGUGAACUUGAGCGACACUGUCUGCAAACCUUGAAGCAGGGUUACUCGAGGAUGCUAGUGGAUAAGAAGGGAGCGAUAAUGGGAAUGGCACUAAAUGGCAUCCUGAAGAAAGGCGAGCGCGAAGAAGCAGAACGGCGUCUAGCCGAGCUGAACGACGAGAAGUUCAAGAAGAUUUUCGGAUUACUUUACAAGCUGAACGAAAAGGUCGAUUUGUUUGCAAAAUACAACGUGGACGAGCUGUUCGAGUGUCGGAUUCUCAGUAUCGACGAAAAUUAUCGCGGCAAGGGUUUAGCCGGCAUUCUCAUGAUCGACACUAUAAAAACUGCCAAAGAUGCCGGUUUUAAGGUGUGCAAGGCCGACGCAACCGGCGCGUAUUCGCAGAAGGUCUGCUCAAAGCACGGCUUCCAGGUGGAAGCGGAAAUUCCUUACGUGGAGUUGGACAAGUCCAUCAGACCGGCGCCGCCCCAUCAGGCGUUAAAAUUGAUGGUGAAAUUGCUAAAUUAAAGCGUAAACAAAAAAAAGUUUCUCACUCGCAGUUAAAAAUUCGUCGACAUACGAAAAGCGCAAAGCGCUAAGUAGAUGAAAAAAAAAAA
This is a messenger RNA of Pseudomyrmex gracilis, 1034 nucleotides long. RefSeq names its product dopamine N-acetyltransferase (gene AANATL7). NCBI's taxonomy places the organism in Eukaryota, Metazoa, Arthropoda, Insecta, Hymenoptera, Formicidae. Gene Ontology annotation, molecular function: N-acetyltransferase activity. The transcript has 4 exons. The record is from RefSeq and is a predicted model, not a curated record. The coding region runs from base 292 to 945 and encodes 217 amino acids.